CUUGGUCGACAAUACCCCACAUGGUAAGCAAAAAUCCUCGGUACCUGGGAUAACACAAAAAAGCCUCUUACAAAAAAAAAAAAAAAAAAUCCUCUUUUUGUAGUUGCCACCUUAAAUCUGAGCAACCUCAUACCCAUUGAAGCAUACCAAGGCGAUAGCUCGGACAAAGAGUUGGAUCAACUUCGACGGUUCCUCGAAUCCAAGUUGGUAAGACUGACCGAUCGCCAGAAUGACAUGCGGAUCAUGCUACACCGCCAGUUCGAUUUAAAACGGAGGUUGAGAGAAAGGAUCGACACUUGGAAAAACGCUCAAGCGGAACGAAGACGUGCAGGUCUAUGAAAACAACGAAAUCCUCUCCCUCUCUCCCCUCUCACUAUAUCACAUUUUACACCACUCACAACACGCGUUGCCACACAGACACCCUCACCAUGCACAGACCCUCUCGCACGCGCACACAUCCACACAUCCACACUAUUCCAUUUGUUUAUAGCCCGCCCAGUAACAACAAAAUCAAAUAUACACAAUGACACAUUGUAUUACCCGACAUGGUAGCAUUUGCCAUUGACCCAAGGCCUUUUUUCCACGUUGGUGUUUAAGAAUCUAAUGGGCAAGAGAGAUUUGUGAGCAGAGGACUUUUGCAUAACAAUAACCUCUUUCUGAUAUAUGUAUAUUAUAUACAGAGACCCUAUAGUGCUACAACAAAUAAACAAUGCGACAUGAUGCUUGU
This is a messenger RNA of Zychaea mexicana, 727 nucleotides long. RefSeq lists its product as uncharacterized. NCBI's taxonomy places the organism in Eukaryota, Fungi, Mucoromycota, Mucoromycetes, Mucorales, Lichtheimiaceae. The record is from RefSeq and is a predicted model, not a curated record. The coding region runs from base 336 to 527 and encodes 63 amino acids. The transcript has a single exon.